AUGCAUAAGAAUAUUAGGGUUUAGCUUUAGUUUUUUUCCCUAUAUAUAUAGAAUAAGAGAUAACCCUAGUUUCACAUAUUAAAAAAAAAUGUUCACAUUUUCUCUAAAAUUCUUUUCUUUCAUCUGUUAACUCUCCACUAUCUAAAAAGAUUUCUACUUCAAAAGCAAAGAAUCAAGGGACAAGGACAACCAAUCAGAAAACAUGUUGCUAAGAAGCUCUUCAACACCAAUUCUUGGUUCUCUGAUAUCUUCUUUCACAGACAGUCCUAAUCAUACUCAUAGUCUUCACCUUGAAUCCUGUCAUAUGCUUAAUCAUCUACCACCACCAACCACUCACAGACUCUCAUGCAGUUCUUCUCCAAUUUCCCCCUCCAUUGCUGAUCUUGAAAGGCAAAACAAAGGAUUGAUUAGAAGGGUUCAAUCUGAGGGAAACUUGGAGGAUUUAGCCUAUGCUACUUGCAAUAAUGAAGAGAGAUACAAUCAUAUGGAUCCUUCUAAGAGGUAUUCAGGGAAGCAAAGAGGCUUGCCACUUGAGACAAUUCCAUCUUUCUCUCUUUCUAAACAAACAGGCUUGCGGGAAGAAGAGGAAGAUGAAGAAUCUGAUAUGGAAGAGGAAGGGUAUGAUGAGUUUAGUGUGAUGAGUAGGAUGAUGGUGAGUGAAGAAGUGGAGGAUAGAGUUUGCAGGGUGAGUUUUGGUGAUGAGGGAGAGGUUGGUAAUAGAGAAAUGUAUCUUGCAAAGGGGCUUGGUAUUGAUAGUUGUGGUGGUGGUGAUGGCAUAGGUGGUGGCUGCAGAGGAGGAGGAGGCAAUGGAGGUGGUGAUUAUAAUUCUAUGGAUUCUGACAGAAAUGAUGGUGAUAAUAAUAAUCAUGGGGUGGAAGAAUAUUACAAGAAAAUGGUGCAGCAAAAUCCUGGGAAUCCAUUGUUCCUGAGGAAUUAUGCUCAAUACUUGUAUCAGUGCAAACAAGACCUUGAAGGAGCAGAGGAGUAUUAUUCCAGAGCCAUAUUAGCAGAUCCAAAUGAUGGAGAAGUUUUAUCACAGUAUGGGAAGCUAAUUUGGGAGCUACACCAUGACGAAGAAAGAGCUUCAAGCUAUUUUGAACGAGCAGUACAAGCCUCUCCUCUAGACAGCCAUGUACAAGCAGCAUAUGCAAGUUUCCUUUGGGACACAGAGGAAGAUGAGGGCACAGGUUACAAUGACUCACAAUGUUUCCCUCAACAAUUUCAUUUUGGAGAAAUGGCCACUACCGGUGCUUAGAAGAGAUAUGAUACAAUGAAUUGAUGAAGAAGCUUUUGUUGAGAGAAAUAAGCACACUGUAUUCUAUAAUAACUGAAACAACAAAUUGAUGUGUAGCUUUGUGUUUCUUCAGCAUAGUAUGUACAGUUCUUUAGAGAUUUUUCAGAUUUGUAUGCAGACCGUUUAAUCAAUUGAAUUCCAGAUUUGGGAACUGAUUCUAAUA
This is a messenger RNA of Vicia villosa (hairy vetch), 1457 nucleotides long. RefSeq lists its product as uncharacterized. Gene Ontology annotation, molecular function: protein binding. The coding region runs from base 203 to 1255 and encodes 350 amino acids. Lineage: Eukaryota; Viridiplantae; Streptophyta; Magnoliopsida; Fabales; Fabaceae. Gene Ontology annotation, biological process: RNA processing. The transcript has 4 exons. The record is from RefSeq and is a predicted model, not a curated record.